Molecule: messenger RNA, 3548 nt
Organism: Cephus cinctus (wheat stem sawfly)
Lineage: Eukaryota; Metazoa; Arthropoda; Insecta; Hymenoptera; Cephidae
Gene: Zyx
Product: thyroid receptor-interacting protein 6
Exons: 6
Coding region: 225-1862 (545 amino acids)
Biological process (GO): cell-cell adhesion
Cellular component (GO): focal adhesion; stress fiber
Source: RefSeq, a predicted model, not a curated record
ACUUGGUAGCAGACCUCCCAGUGUAAUUUUGACUGUCACUUCGAUAGGAGGUGCCUGAACCUUAUAAUUACAAGUUUUUGAUUGAAUAUCUGUACAUUCGAAUCUUGUUCUGAUAUCAAUAACGUUUAUUAAUAGAGCAAUUUAUAAAUACUACUGACAAGUUCCUUGUGACACUUUCUCUUGUUAAUCUUUUACUGUUGCUGUUGAGGAAAACCUUGUGGAGAAUGACGAACGUUGGAGGUUUGGAACAACAAAUUGCUAGCUUGCAAAUAAAUAAUGGCGAUGACACCAUUAACAUUGUCAAGACUGGGAAAAAAAUUGCACCUGCUGUACCACCAAAACCGAAGAAAUCAAGGCCUCAAGUACCACAAAGUUAUUCACUGAAAGCAACCCCGACACCUUCAUAUAGUACUGUCCUAAAUAAUACAGGAUUGAGUGAUAAAGCAACAAAUUUGUAUACUAAUUCUCCACCAUCAUAUGGGCCAACAUCAUUGGAUGCCGAAACAAAUGAUUUUGAUCUUAAACCACCAAGCAAUGGAAGCGAAGUAGGAAAAUUCUAUCACAAUAAUGAUAAUAUUUAUACUAAUCAAGAAGCUGAGAAAUUUGAACCAAAAUAUGGAUAUGACGAGAAGAACUUUUACUCCAAUGUUGGAAAUAUGCCAGCUUCUCAAGUUCCUGUCGAAGAUAAAUUGAGUAGAGCAUCAAGAAGUGCAGUUUAUAGUAAUAUAGAACCACCAGUACCUCUGCCUAUACCAGCUCCUGUUAAAAAAGAAAAGGACUUGAUUUACAGCAACAUUCAGUGGAAUUCGAAACAAGAGAAUACAUACUCCAACAUUCCUUCAGCACACAAUACUGAAGACUUACCUCCACCUCCAGAACCAUCGGAAUAUGUUCCUUGCAUACCAACAAAUUCAUUUCCACCACCGCCAGAAGAACUGCCACCACCUCCAAGUCCAGUAUCCUCGAGCUAUAGUGAAUUGCGUCGUGCCACAUAUCAGACUGAUUUCCCAUCUGGUAAUUACCCAAAUGACAUCUAUGGAACCAGCUCGCAGUCCAGUUCGACUUAUGAAUCUAUUUAUGAACCUAUUAAUCCAAGACCACCAUCACAACUUUCUUGUAAUUAUUCUGUGUACUCUGGGUAUGGUUCGGCACCCCCAGCACAACCCCAGGACAAAGUUUCUCCAGUUAAAGAGGUCGAUGUUCUCACAGACCUAUUGGUACAAGGAAUGUCUGAUAACACAGAAGAGAGUGAUAUUUAUGGAAUUUGUGCACAGUGCGGACGUAAAGUCGAGGGCGAGGGAACAGGUUGCUCUGCCAUGGAUAAAGUGUUCCAUAUAAAUUGCUUCUCUUGCUUUGUCUGCAAAGUUAAUUUGCAAGGCAAGCCAUUUUAUUCCCUGGAAGGAAAGCCAUAUUGCGAGGAGGAUUAUUUAAAUACUUUGGAAAAGUGUUGCGUCUGUACAAGACCUAUUCUUGAUCGGAUUUUAAGAGCCACUGGAAAGCCAUAUCAUCCAUCUUGCUUCACGUGUGUUGUCUGUGGGCAAAGUUUGGAUGGGAUACCGUUCACUGUGGAUGCCACAAACCAAAUACAUUGUAUCCAAUGUUUUCAUAAGAAGUUCGCACCACGCUGCUGUGUUUGCAAACUUCCUAUCAUGCCGGAGCCUGGUCAAGAUGAAACAGUACGUGUUGUUGCACUAGAUCGAAGCUUUCACAUUCAGUGUUAUAAGUGCGAAGACUGUGGACUGGUAUUGUCUUCAGACAGCGAAGGUCGUGGAUGUUAUCCCCUUGAUGAUCAUGUUCUCUGCAAAAGUUGUAACGCCACCAGGGUUCAAGCUUUAACGUCUCAUAUGACCACGGAAUUAUAAACUGAUGACACGUGUUAUACCAAAUAAGCAAAUGGCGAAUCGCGAUUUAUCCUACUAAUCCUAUUGUAUAUGCUCUCCUUCGUGACACUUUAUCAAAAACACUCUCAGCAGAUAUAACGAAUAGAACUGAUAGAUAUAUUCUCGGUCUGCUCUUCACUUAUUGCAGUUUAAUAAUGCAACGCCAUACUAAGUGUUAUUAACGUAUGGUCGAAACAUAAUUUGUAAGAUUUUUUUGUUCAUCUUUCUGUUCUUGUUAUUAUCUCUUGUCUCAUAUUUAAAAUGUGUCGGCAAUAUAGCAGAGAAGAAUAUUUACUUCUAACGUAAAACUCUAAAUUAUUUCGUAUAGAUUAAAUCUAUUACGAAAAUUAAUCUUUUGACGUCAAUGUAAUCCUGUCAAUGGAGAGCACUGUGGUUUUAUUGAUGAACGUACACUACAUCUUUCUACUGUUUCUUCUUAACUAAAACUCUCAUGUAACUAUUUCAUUACUCGAUAUUGAGUGCUACUCUGUGAUAUUAAGAAUGCUCUGAGGAGACAUAAGUUCAGAAGCCAAAAUGGAAUCUGAAAACUACCACAAAGAAAAGGUAAUAACAUACUUUGGCCUAGUACUUCCAAUUUUUUGAUAAAACAUUAUAUACGCACAAGGAAUGUUUCCAUUGAAGUAUUUUUUGUUUGCAAAAUUGACAUUUUUCGUCUCCUGGAAAUUCUUAAAUAACGGUAAUUAAAUUAAACCGUAAUUCAUUUCAUUAUUUAAGAAUUGAACAGUUUGAUAAAUAUUCGCUUUAAAUGCGUAGAUAUUUUUUCUUAGAUAAGAAAUUUAUAAGCUUGCGCUUAUCUAUUAUUGCAUUAUAUUUGUACGAGUUAUGAAACUAGAAGAUGCGCAUUUAAUGAAUUAAGCGACACCAUAGUGUUGUAAAUAAUACAGUCCGAAUAUUUUACUAUAUAAUUAUUAAUUUAAUACUUGAUUACAAGCAUUGAAUGUGAUUCCUCCUACAUAGUAAUGAUUGAUUUAAUAUAACGCUUUCGACUGCUUUCAUUGUGACGUGUAACUGUAUGUAAAAUUAAGAUGAGAGAAAUGAAUUAAGGAGAAAAUCAAUAAUUUAGAGAAAUAAAUUUAUUAUUUGCAAAGAUCGCUUAUGUAUAAUUAAAUACAAAAGGAAAAAGAAUGAAUGUCGGAAGCAGCCAAGCCAUUUUUAUUUAAUCAAGAUGUUUACGCAAUAGAAAUAUUUCCAAUUAAUUGAUUCGAGUCUGAUGUUAUAUAUUCGUCAACUAAUAUUUUUAAUCGAAUACUCGUAUUACUCUUAGCUGCUAUAUAUUAUCUUGAUAAUGUUUUAUUAUAAAAUAAAAUUAAAGAAAAACAUGUUCGUUAAGUCGUGAAUCAUUGGCGCGAAUAUAUUUACAAAAUGUAUUACUGUUGCAAUGAUGAAUUUAUUGAUCAUUUAUCUAUACAAACUAGAGUUGCUUUGCGUCAAGUGGUCGUACAUUUUGCUCAGUAAUUUUUAAUGAGAAUUACUGUCAUUUCAGUCAUAACUAACACAUAAAGUAUUCAUUCCAACAGUAGUAAAACAGCGUGCAAACAUUUAUUAUCUCUGAUAGAAUGCCAUUUUAUAUAAGGUUAUGUGCAUAGAAUUCGUGAAUGAUUAUCUGUAGAAGAGAUUAUAUGUAUAAAAAUAUAUAGUCUACUCGAA